Laccaria bicolor S238N-H82 is the source of this 1137-nucleotide messenger RNA. RefSeq lists its product as uncharacterized. The record is from RefSeq and is a predicted model, not a curated record. Bases 1 to 1137 code for a protein of 378 amino acids. The transcript has 11 exons. NCBI's taxonomy places the organism in Eukaryota, Fungi, Basidiomycota, Agaricomycetes, Agaricales, Hydnangiaceae.
AUGCUACAAAACGAAGAUGGCCUUCCUUCCUCCUAUAAGUAUGCCUGGUCAAAGGAUGCAGAGCUGUCUCUCCCCGACUUCUUGACGAAAUUUAAACCGUCAAUGGUCCAAAAUGACGGAACCAAGCCCUGGAUAUGGGUGAGAGGUUCUGAUUCAUCGGUGGAGGAUGUGGGGGUUGAGGACGCAAUAAAGGAAGCCUCGGAAUAUUUGAAUGAGGUUACCGAGAAAAUCGAGAAUGUCAAGAAUGACGAGUCCAUACCUCUUCGAUCUAGCAAGAAAACUGGGGCGAAAAGCAAGAAAGAGGUUCGAGAACAGAUACAAGCUGAGGCUAGCAAAAAAUUAGAGGAGAUAGCGGUCAGCCACGGAUACUUAUCCGGAAAGUGGUUGAUAUUUGCGUCAUCGGACAAGGUCGACAUGAUAUGGUCUAAUAUUGCCACAUCAAUAGUUUCUGGACCUCUCUCCUCUACCUCCGUUUAUCUAGCGAAAGUAGCAACGUCUCCUGAGAGCGAAACUUCUAACGCUCAACAUCUCAUUUGUGUUUACAUGCCCAAUGUAUACGACAAAGAGAGUGUUACCGAGGUGGGUAGUCUUCAGCCACCCCGCAUUUCAUACUCAGUUCUUCAGGUCAUGAAGCUGCUGCUUCGAAACCAUGGCGUUAACCUCAGUGGGGUUAAGUCAAACCUUUACACAUCCAUUGGAAUCGACAGUAAACAUGCAAGCGGCAUCCAAUCAACUAUCUGGAAAAAUUCCAACUUAAUUCCGGAAUCAGAAUCCAAAGCAUUGAAGGAUGCCUUUUUUGCAAACUUAUCCACUCCCCAAGCUGUGGCUCCCGUAAAAUCUGAUGUGCAAGCUGCAGAAGUACCUACGACAUCAAAAGUCAAGCCAAAAUUGAAAUUGCGGAAAAAAGUCGACGAUAACCCAUUCGAAUCCGAUAACGAAGAACCAGAAACGGUACCCGCCAAGAAAAGCGUUACAAACAAGGCGAAGAAGUCUGAAACAGACAAUAAAGAACCUCCACCAGCACCUGAACCAAAGAAAGGUGGUGUGAAGGUAAAAGCAAAAAGAGCCAGUUCUAGCGAUGACGAGGACGACGAAGAAGAGCGACCGAAAAAGAAGCGAGCGGCAGCAAAAAGAUGA